AUGACAAAUAUCACUCUUCCAAAAAAUUUGAAAUAUAUUGGAAAAUAUGCAUUUGCUGAGUGUCAAUCUACAGAUAUCACAAUUUCAGGAAUUGAUCUAUAUAUUGGUAGUUAUUCAUUUUAUGCAUGCAAAUUAUUAAUUAAUCUCACUCUUCUCGGAAAUGUUUCAUAUUUUGGAGAUCAUGCAUUUUCUGAAUUGAUCAACCUAACUACUGUCACAAUUUCAGGCAGCUUAACAUAUAUUGGAGAUAAAUUAUUUAAAGAUCUCAUAUCAUUAACAAAUGUCAUGAUAUCAAAUAAUGUCACAUAUAUUGGAAAAUAUGCAUUUUACAAUUGCUCUUCAUUAACAAAUAUCACAAUUCCAAAUAGUGUCACAUAUAUCGGAAAUUCUACAUUUAGUAGUUGCUCUUCAUUAAGAAGUAUCACAAUUCCAAAUAGUAUCACAUAUAUUGGAGAUUGGACAUUUAGUAGUUGCACUUCAUUAACAAAUAUCACAAUUCCAAAUAGUGUCACAUAUAUUGGAGAUUGGACAUUUAGUGAUUGCACAUCAUUAACAAGUAUCACAAUUCCAAAUAGUGUCACAAAUAUUGGACAUACUACAUUUUAUCAUUGCACAUCAUUAACAACUAUCGCGAUUUCUGGGAAUGUACAAACUAUUGGAGAUAGUAUAUUUUAUAAAUGUGAAAACAUCACAAAUAUUAUAUUCCUAAACAGUCCAAAUAGAUUCAGUUAUGACACUUAUUUUACUCGUAUUUCUACUAAACCUCCAUAUAUUUUCAUUCCAAGAAUGUUUAAUUCAAGUGGUUAUUCUGGAUAUGUUAAAUACAAAAGUCAUUUAUAUGUCACAAGCCGAACAAUUUUAACAAAUUCAUCUAAAAAUUUCUUUGGCUAUAAGAAUGUUUAUGUUCAUUUUGAGAACAAAAAAGGAAUUUAUGAUAACACAACAAUUGAAGUCCUUGAAUACAUCUCUAUUGAAAACAUCACCAUUCCUCUCUUGAUGCCUGAAACAGCGAAUGACUUUAUAUAUUAUAGAUCUCAUCCUAACCGCCUGUCAUUUGCCAUUAUUAGUCUUAACUCACAAUCAGUUUCAUGA
This is a messenger RNA of Trichomonas vaginalis G3, 1092 nucleotides long. Its product is annotated as surface antigen family. The record is from RefSeq and is a predicted model, not a curated record. Lineage: Eukaryota; Parabasalia; Trichomonadida; Trichomonadidae. The transcript has a single exon. The coding region runs from base 1 to 1092 and encodes 363 amino acids.